UCGGAAGCUGGAAUCGGAUGAAAUUCACCAACUUUGUAUGGUACCAUAAGUUUUGACCUUUUAUGAGAAAAUGACUGAGCUUUGAAAAAUGAUUCGACACCGGAACCGGAGUUCGAAAAUCGGUGUAGCCGAAGUCAGAUAAAUUCACCUGAGUAGCUGUAUAGUUUACAUUUGUUUCAAAAUGUUUGAAAAUCAGUGUAGACAUCUUUGAGAAAUCGUAGUGCGAAUUAAAUUUUUGGGUAAAUCCCGGAUCGAAAAUUGAAUACCUCUGAUACUGAAAUAAGCUCAUUUUGUUAUCCAAAUGUGCAAACUCGACAAACCUGCUUAAUUUAUGUGAUAUGUAGAUUUUAUACUAAUCACCCUGUAUCCCCGAAAUCGGAAGUUGGAUCUGACUGAAAAGCAAGAUGUUUUAUAUGAUCUUAAAACCUUUAAUUUGAAUCUUAGAUGGUUCUUAGAUUUCAUUUGAAUCUUAGAUCGGUUCAGCCAUCUACGAUAAAAAUGAGUUACAUUAUUUUAACUUUGUUUCACAUAUAAUCUUGUAGUUCUGGAACCAGAGGUCGGAACCAAACAUAAUUCAGGAACUUUGUUUGGGAGCAUACGACUUUUCAUAUGAAUCUGAGUUUGUAGAAAACGGUUGAGUCAUCUCCGAGAAAAUUGAGUGAAAUUAUUUGUCACACACGCAUUUGCUGAUCUCGAUGAACUGAUUCGAAUUGUAUAUGGGUUAUGUUCUUCCAACAUUUAUUGCUGUAAGUAGUUUAAAUUAAUAUAAUUAAGGACAUUGUUUUCAACUCGAAAAUGCCGCCAUCUUUGUCACCAUUUGGUUUACAUAUGUCAUAUUCGGACGAUUAUGUUGCCAAAAAAGAACCGUGCUGAAAUCGAUCCGAGGCAAGAUGUCAUGAAAAAGAAUGCACAGUUUUUUAUCUUUAGAAAGAAUUACAUGCAACAGUAUAAAAAAUCGUGUUUUAUGUUGCUCACAAUUAUCGCUUUGUCAUACAACGCUCAACACUCCUACUACUGGAAUAGGGGGAAAAGUCGCUUACACAAAAAUAUCGAUAUCUCCGUUAAAAAUGAACGGAUUUUAGCACUCUAUGGCUUGUUGGAUAGUUAUUACCGUGCGUAAUCUAAGUCUUAAAUCAUAUUCUGUUUUCAAGGUCAAUUGUGACAGAUAUUGUCAAUAAACUGAAAAUUUUGACAUAAAACUUCAUAUAACUCAAAAAGUAGACAUUCGAUAUCAAAAUCAUCCAACGACGUUCAGGGUGACGAAGAGACCUUCCGUUUACCACUAGUUUGAUUAAAAUCGGUCCAUUCCCUCCGGGCCUCGGAUUUUUUUUCUAAAGUUUGAGCGAACUCAAUACCUAUUUUUUAUAUUCAUAAAAAAGGUAAAAAGAAAUUCGGACACUUUUUAGAAAUUAAAAAAACAUCAUUAAAACUGGGUUUUGAUGUGAAACACAUCUUUAUUUUCUAUGUAGGGGUGCAAAUCAGAAACUCAAAGAAAAAUACAAGUAGAAAUGUGGUCAGGUUUUAAACAAUUACAGUUCAGAAUAUUUUGUAUCAAUUAUUAAUAUUAUUUCAUUAUUUGAUUGAAAAUAUUUCUAAGAUUCGAUUUGAAUGUAUCAAGCCACGUAUUUUCAAUUAUAAAUAAUUCGAUUUUUGAUUAGUAGCGAGCAGUGUCCUAUUUUGUCUGCUGAAAAUCUCCCGCAUACCGUAUUUUCCUGCCAUAGACGACGGUUUUGAAGGAGUAAGCGAUACAUCAAAGAGAAAGCAUCGCUAUGAUUGGUCAACCGAUGCAAAAGCGAAGCUGUUGGAAGCACGCGAAUCUAUAAAUAGAAGCAAAAUUAUAGCUAACGUUUCAGUCCUACGGGUAGCAAGCUAGAGGUAAGUUGUUGUUAGACAGCAAGACAAAAAGUGCCAUAAAACGAUUUGCAGCUUUAAUUGGUAUGCUCUGAUACAAAUUAAAUGAAAUACAAAUUACGACAAAUAGAGUCUAUAUUCUGGGUUCGUGUGUUCGGUGUUGGUUCCUAAUAAAGAUCAAUCAUUUGUAGAUUGUAUUUGUGGAUUCAAAAGUGUGACAAUUAAUUGAAAAUGUCGAUGAUUAGAAAUUUUGGUUGCCUUGUUCCACAUCAAUGGCUCGAACAACCCCAUGGGGCUAAUCCUUGUAGUUUUUACCCAAAUCAUCUCUACCGCGUCAUCCCCAAGCGCGUUUACAUAGUCAAUCCAUAAAUUGAAAUAUUAGCAAGUUUUCUAAGAUAUUCAAGUUGCCCGAUCUAACGACGUGUCCAGUCUAGCCCCUGUCUCCCCUAAUAAUUUCGUGAGUUUUGGGAGAAUUUUGAACCCUGAAAACAUUUACUAGACAUAAUAGACAAUUAGAUUAAAAUGAAAGGUUCGUCAUCAAUAUCCAGUUAAAAAAAAUUCUAGAUCUCAAACAACUUGUUGGUUGUAAGUGCAUACGUUUAAUUAUUACAAUAAACAACUUUGAAUCUGUUAGAUAAAAUACAUAACAUACAACGCGGGGAAACACGUAGAAAGUUUCCAUGCAAAAAUCAACUCAUUUACUCUGAAAGUACCUGCUAAGAUUUUAUAUGGUUAUCCCGUUCAACAUUUUUUGCUCGGUUCUUGCACUAAAAAUUACUUAAAACGUUUUCUGCUCUGAAAUGUUCAAGUCCGGUUUUGAUACACCAAAUAUUAGUAACGGUCGAAGACACCAAAAACCUAUUUCUAUAAAUUAUUAAGUUAGACUUUCUUGUGUCUUCACAGUAAGUUUUGGAACAUGGGCUUGUUACUUAAAAAGAAUCUUCAUACUAAGUUUAGUAACUAUCGUGUAGACAUCAAACAACUCAGAUCAACCGUUAUAGCACAAUGCAAGAAAACAAAAUCAUAUUACGACCACUAAAAGCAAUGGUGCUAGAUAUACUAAGGACCUUGGCAAUGGUUCGGACCUCGUGUCGGGUUUCCUUUAAUAUCUUUUUCUACAAAUGUUGGAUUGUUUUGCGAUUUUCCAAUGUUUUCUUCCUCAUUUAAUUUCCUACGAAAAUAACACAUGCACGAAUUUUUAGAGGUUAUAGGUUAAUCUUCAGCCGUCAAUUUUCCCCAAACUAAAUCCCAUAUAAACUUUAAACCACGGGCGCGAAAAUAUAGUUUAUCGAUCGAGAUAAAACGUUGCAUAGAUCCUAUGGGACCCAAAAUGAACACGAAAAGUUUGGUGAAGCGAGAAAACAUAUUUCGUUUUAUUUCUAAAUGGUAGCGAUGUGAAAUACAGAAGCAAUGUUCUUGUGUAUUCUUCUAAUAUUAUGAACGUACAAGACUCAACUCAAAUAAUGUAUGCAAAAUAAUCACUCCUUCCUACAUUAUCGGUGUCAUAUAACAUUCUGAAAGCAUGUUGUAUCGCUCCAUCUACAAUUAUAACGUAUCAUGCAAUACCUUCUAAUUGAGGAACCCAACGAAUUGAGCCUUUGUUGAAAUGAUAUUAUCUGCACAGAAUCUAAAUGACCAACACGCAAGGCACAAUACGUUGUUUGGGAUGUCGAACAUAACUCCAUGUUUGAGUAACAUAAUGCAGUUUCGGCCUAGCAUUUAGAAAAUGCCGUGCAUGAAAAUGUGCUGUUUUCGUUUCUCUACCAGAUUGGGAAGCAUACUAAUUGGAAUUCUUACAAUCAUUCAGGUUUUGCUGUCUCUAACAGCAUUGUUUGUUGCUGGUGGAACAGACAUGCUGCAGAAUGUGGCUUCACGUAUAAAAUCACCCGAUGACGAAACGGACAAAAAAGAUGGUUUAAUGUGGCUUAUGGGAUGGUUGAAGAUAAGAACGAAUGAAAUACACUUAACUUUAAUAACAUUCCUAGGAGCACAUGCGCUAUGCUGCGUUAUAAUGAUUGUAGGUGCUUUCGUGAUGUACAGAUAUUUGUUGUUUCCUUUCAUGGUUCUAGAUUUUAUUAAAGUUUGUAUUCUAACUAUGAUUCAUGUAGUUGCUAUGAUGAUAAUUAAAGAAGGUGUUAAUUUAGGUGAUCUAAUAGCGCUGACGAUCGCUGGAGGAUUCGCUCUGCUUCUGCUUUUCUACUUAUGGGCUUGUGUCGUGUCGCUAUUUCAAAUAUUGGGAAUUGUCAAAACAGAAAAAUAUCGAGCUCUCUUUGGUGACGAUCCAACAGCUCCAGUCGAAGUUGCCGUCACGAGGAUUCCCGAUUCUGUUCACAAUUUCAAAGUGUCCCUAGUUCAUCCGGUGUCAAGUGAAGCAGUGAAUAAUAUUACAUAUAACACUAGCUUCGGUGGCGGUUUAAAUAAAGACAGCCAUUAUAAUUACAUACCAUAAGACAACCUAAUAAUACAGAGAUCGAAAUGAUUUGAAAAAUUUAUCGAUAAUGGUAUUGUAGAUAAUCGAUCGUAGAAAUGGUAUUGAUAUUGUUGGUAUUAAAAGUUAACCAGUAUUAUGAAUAUAAAGAAACUCUAUCAUAUUCCAAAAACUAGCUACGUUGCGACUCGUUCUACAUGGGUAUGAUGCACAAUUGAAUGUAAUAUUUAAUUAAUCUUAUUCUUAGGUGAGCACCAAAUAAAUAGGAAAUACACAUUUUUAAUAAGCUAAUCUCUGGUCGAUUGUAAUAUUACAAUUUACUGAAUGGUAGUCGCAGUUCUAUUUGGGUAUUCGUUUUACUACGCACAUACAAAUCAUAAGAUAUUAUAAAACGUCUUUCCGUUUGGAGUUUACGAGACGUCAUCCGGAUCCGACUUCCGGUUCCGGAGUAGUAGGGUAAAGUGUGUUCAAUUUUGUGCACCGUCUCUUAAACCGGCGAAACAAAACACUUAAAAAAAAUUUUAAACUGGUUUCAAAACUACACAAAUCGAUAGUCAUUAUCAGUAGGCAAGUAAACAAACCGAUUCCGGCUAUCCUGGCUCCCGGUAUCCGGUUCCGGAAGUACCGGAAAUAGCGGUCCUAUAUUUCAAAAUGGAUCUCACUCACUUUUCUCAGGGAUGGUUUGACCGAUUUCCAUAAACUUAGAUUCAAAUGAAAGGUCUCACGGUCCCAUACGGAAUUCCUGAAUUUCAUCCGGAUCCAACUUCCGGUUCAGAGGUUAUAGGGUAAAGUGUGUUGAAUAUUGUACACCGUCACUUAAACUGGCGGAACAAAACUGUAAAAAAUGUUGUAAACUGGGCUCAAAACCCUUAUUCCCACUCUUGGACUGAAAUGAAAGUUCUUAUGGUCAUACCAAAAACUACUGCAUAUU
Molecule: messenger RNA, 5210 nt
Organism: Malaya genurostris
Lineage: Eukaryota; Metazoa; Arthropoda; Insecta; Diptera; Culicidae
Exons: 4
Coding region: 3578-4300 (240 amino acids)
Source: RefSeq, a predicted model, not a curated record